UGUACAUCACAUUUUCAUGUUUCUGAUGUAUAUCUUCUUCUUGAUAACGUCAUCUAAGUACCUGAGUGUGCGGUGCGUUGGACACGUGAUAUCGAAUUAAUCGUAUUUCCCUUUGGUUUGAUUUUUCGAGUCUCGGCAUAGUUGGCUCAAAAUUACAUUAGAAAAAAUGGCAAAGAGAAUACAACCAGCCUGGCAUCUGCCAGAUAGGAAAGACGCCACAGUCUUGCGAUUAUACAACAGUUUGACCCGAGAAAAAGAAGUGUUUGUUCCACAGUUUGGAAAUCGUGUUCUGUGGUAUAGUUGUGGACCUACUGUUUAUGAUGCGUCACAUAUGGGCCAUGCAAGGUCAUAUAUAUCUUUCGAUAUCCUACGUCGUGUAUUAUCAGAUUAUUUUGGAUAUGAUGUUUUGUACGUAAUGAAUAUUACUGAUAUAGAUGAUAAGAUUAUAAAAAGAGCAAGGCAGAAUUAUUUAUAUGAAAAAUAUAUAGAAGAAAAUCAUGGCCUUAAUAAUAUACUGGAUGAUGUUAGGAAAGUUAUGUCUAAUUUUGAAAAUAUUGUGAAGACUAGCAGCGAUGAUAAGAAGUGCAUGUUAGAAAAGAUGUUACAUAAAGUAACAGAAGCUAUAGAAGAUCUGCAGAAAGCAGUAAAAGAGAAGGAUGAAAAAAAAAUUGCAGAAUUCCAAAAGGCAUUAUUGACAGAGGCUAGAGAUCCUUUAGCUAAUUGGCUGGAUGGAACAAAAGGUAGCACCGUUACAGAACAUUCUAUAUUUAAUAAAUUGUCGCAACAUUGGGAGACUGAAUUUCAUAAAGAUAUGGAUGCAUUAAAUGUAUUAAAGCCGAAUGUACUUACAAGAGUUAGUGAAUAUAUUCCCGAAAUAAUAACAUUUGUACAACAAAUAAUAGAUAAUGGACUCGCUUACGAAAGUAAUGGAUCUGUAUACUUUGACGUUAGCAAAUUUGAUAAACAAGAGAAACAUUUUUAUGCUAAACUUGUACCAGAAGCAUAUGGUGAUACAUCAAGCUUAGAAGAAGGAGAAGGCGACUUGAGUACUACAGUAGAUAAACUUUCCGAGAAGAGAUCGAUAACAGAUUUCGCCCUCUGGAAAAGUUCAAAAGCAGGGGAACCCUGGUGGGAUAGUCCUUGGGGCAAAGGACGUCCAGGAUGGCAUAUUGAAUGUUCAGUCAUGGCAUCUACGAUUUGUGGAGAAAGUUUAGAUAUUCAUACAGGUGGAGUGGAUCUUAAAUUCCCCCAUCAUGAUAACGAACUUGCACAAGCAGAAGCGUACUUUGAUAAUUCGCAUUGGGUUAGAUAUUUUCUGCAUUCUGGCCACUUGACUAUAGCCGGCUGCAAAAUGUCGAAGUCGUUAAAGAACUUCGUAACGAUACAAGACGCAUUAAAGAAACAUUCGAGCAGACAACUCAGACUUGCCUUUCUUUUGCAUUCUUGGAAAGAUACUUUAGAUUAUAGCGAUAGUACUAUGAAUAUGGCUGUACAAUAUGAAAAAUUUCUUAAUGAAUUCUUUUUAAAUGUAAAAUGUAGAAUUAGAAGUUUAGGAACAAAUACUACAAUCAACAACUUUACUAAAUGGUCUAAUCUCGAAGUGGAACUCAAUAAAAAAUUUCAUCUUGCAAAGCAUUCUAUACAUAAAGCAUUAUGUGAUAACAUCGAUACAAGAACUGUGCUUGAUUUAAUACGAGAACUUGUAACAAAUUGCAACGUGUACGUGUACAUGAAUCCAAAUAAAAAUCCAAAUACGCUUCUUCUUAGAGACAUUGCCGUAUAUAUUACGAAAAUGUUUAUCAUUUUUGGAGCUAUUCCUUCGUCGUACGACUCAGUCGGAUUUCCCAUUGAUGAAGAAACAGUCGGUACAAAUAUUGAAGAGAUUGUCAUGCCACAUCUUGAAAUUUUGGCAAAUUUCCGGGAGAAUGUUAGAAAUUGCGCAAAAACCUUGAAAGCAAAUGAUAUUUUGCAAGAGUGCGAUCGGUUACGUGAUGAUAUUUUACCGAACGUUGGUGUGCGACUAGAAGACAGUAACGAAGGAGUAUCGAAAGUGAAAUUAGUUAAUAGGGAAGAGUUGUUGAAAGAAAAAGAAAUUAAGAAAAAACUAGAAUUUGAGAAAACUUUAGAAAAAGAAAAGAGAAAGGCAGAGGCUGCUGCUGCUGCUGCAGCAAAAGAAGCGCAGAAAAGAAUAUCGCCCAAAGAUAUGUUUAGAUUGGAAAAAGAUAAAUAUUCGCAAUUCGACGAUAAGGGUUUGCCGACACACGAUAUCGAAGGAAAAGAAAUUAGCAAAGGCUUACUUAAAAAGCUGCAAAAGUUACAGCAGGCACAGGAAAAGAAAUAUAAUGAAUAUUUAGCUUCUAUUCAAAAUGGUUGUUUGUAAGAUCUUAUUUUACAAACUUAUCCGUAAAGAACUGUCUCGAUUUAUUUAUAAGAUUAUACUGGAUUAUCAUGAUAGUUUUAUACUUCAACAGCUGUAUCAAUGCUUUACGAGAAAAUAAUAAUUCUGUUAUUAUAAAGUA
Molecule: messenger RNA, 2519 nt
Organism: Pogonomyrmex barbatus (red harvester ant)
Lineage: Eukaryota; Metazoa; Arthropoda; Insecta; Hymenoptera; Formicidae
Gene: CysRS
Product: cysteine--tRNA ligase, cytoplasmic
Biological process (GO): cysteinyl-tRNA aminoacylation
Cellular component (GO): cytoplasm
Molecular function (GO): ATP binding; cysteine-tRNA ligase activity
Source: RefSeq, a predicted model, not a curated record